GGUUCCCUAGUACCCUGGUCCCCGGUGCCCUGUCCCCUCAGUCCCCCGAAGGCAUGGCGCAUGCAGAGGGGUCCCAGCGGCGGCUUCUGGCCCUCUACGCCGGGGGCACUAUUGGCAUGCGCAGCGAGGGCGGCGUUCUGGUCCCUGGGAAGGGCUUAGAGGCGGCCCUGAGGUCCCUGCCCACGUUCCAUGAUGCACAGCAGGCCCAGGCUCUGGGGCUCCCCGAGGACACCCUGCUGCUGCCGCCCACUAACACUGACAAGUGGAUCACGUACACGGUGCUGGAGUGGCAGAAGCUCUUCGACUCCAGUGACAUGACCAUCUCUGAGUGGGUUCAGAUCGCCCAGACCAUCGAGAAACACUACGAGGAGUAUGACGGCUUCGUGGUCAUCCAUGGCACGGACACCAUGGCCUUCGCCACCUCCAUGUUGUCCUUCAUGCUGGAAAACCUGCAAAAAUCCGUCAUCCUAACCGGGGCCCAGGUGCCUAUCCAUACCCUCUGGAAUGACGGCCGUGAAAAUCUGUUGGGUGCCCUGCUCCUGGCAGGCCAAUACGUGAUCCCUGAGGUCUGCUUGUUCUUCCAGAAUAAGCUGUUUCGGGGCAACCGGGUGACUAAGGUGGAUACCCGAAGAUUCGAAGGUUUCUGCUCCCCCAACCUGCCCAUCCUGGCUGAGCUGGGCUCUGAAGUCAUGAUCAGCUGGGAGCUGGUGCGGAAGGUGCGCGGGAAGGCCCCGCUGGUGGUGCACAGCAACAUGGAGCGCAAUGUGGCCCUUCUGCGGCUGUACCCUGGCAUCCCCACCUCUCUGGUGCGGGCCUUCUUGCAGCCCCCCGUGAAGGGUGUGGUCAUGGAGACCUUUGGCUCGGGGAACGGGCCCACCAGGGCAGACCUGCUGGAGGAGCUGCGGAUGGCUGCUGAACGAGGCCUGCUGCUGCUCAAUUGCUCCCAGUGCAUGCGGGGUGUUGUCUCCUCGGACUACGCGGGUGGAAUGGCUUUGGCAGGAGCCGGCAUGGUCUCUGGUAUGGACAUGACUGCAGAGGCUGCACUGGCCAAGCUGUCCUUCGUGCUGGGCCGGCCAGGGCUGAGCCUGGAUGCCCGCAAGGAGCUGCUGGCCAGAAACCUCCGUGGGGAGAUGACGCUGCCACUGCUCCGGCCCCUGCUGCUGGCCAGUUCUGGGGGCCUGAGUGUGGCCCAGCUGCUUAUCAGCCUCACCCAGGAGACGGAGGCUGUGCGGGAUGCCUUCAUGCCCAGCCUGGCCUGUGCUGCUGCUCAGUCUGGUGACCUGGAUGCCCUGCGGAUGCUUGCCAAGAUGGGUGGUGGCCUGAGCCUGCAGGACUUCAGUGGGCAGACUCCCCUGCACGUGGCAGCACGGGCUGGUCACUCUGCAGUGGUCAGCGAGCUGCUGCAGGGUGGGGUGGCCGUCAGCACCCAGGACCGUGAGGGCCGCAGCCCGCUGCUGCUGGCUGUGCGGGGCAGGCACAAGGCUGUUGUUGGGCUGCUGCGCACUGCGGGGGCCCAGUUGUCCUCCCAGGAGCUGGAGGAUGUGGGGACAGAGCUGUGCAGACUGGCAUCCAGGGGGGACCAGGAAGGCCUGCGGCUGUGGUGGCAGGCAGGGGCUGACCUGGGGCAGCCAGGCUACGACGGGCGCAGCCCCCUGCUGAUCGCAGAAGCAGCAGGGAAGACAGAGGUGGCAGCUUUCCUGCGCAGCCUGCAGAAAGGGGCUGGUGCCCAGGCCACGCAGAUAGAUCCAUGAUGCUUCGUAGCCCCAGAGGGCCCAGUGCUACAAGCAGGGGAGCCUGGAUUCCUCUAUGGAGCGGCCCCCAUCCUGCCUCAGGAAGCCUCCUGGGGCUGACAGCUCUGCAGAUGCUGCUGGCCUAACUGUCCUGCCCUGCAUCCCCACGAGAGUCCCUGCUGGGCUGCUGCAGGGACCAGCUGAGCACUCUCUCAGCUCCCAGCGUGUCCCCUGGCUGUGUCCCCUCCCCUGCCAGCCUGCAAUAAAGUCUUCUGGGUCUGUAGGCCCAGGACCAAGGAA
Molecule: messenger RNA, 2030 nt
Organism: Erinaceus europaeus (western European hedgehog)
Lineage: Eukaryota; Metazoa; Chordata; Mammalia; Eulipotyphla; Erinaceidae
Gene: ASPG
Product: asparaginase
Exons: 16
Coding region: 54-1751 (565 amino acids)
Molecular function (GO): asparaginase activity; protein binding
Source: RefSeq, a predicted model, not a curated record